Molecule: messenger RNA, 3747 nt
Organism: Saccharomycopsis crataegensis
Lineage: Eukaryota; Fungi; Ascomycota; Saccharomycetes; Ascoideales; Saccharomycopsidaceae
Gene: REV1
Product: deoxycytidyl transferase
Exons: 1
Coding region: 1-3747 (1248 amino acids)
Biological process (GO): error-free translesion synthesis; error-prone translesion synthesis
Cellular component (GO): nucleus
Molecular function (GO): DNA-directed DNA polymerase activity; deoxycytidyl transferase activity; damaged DNA binding
Source: RefSeq, a predicted model, not a curated record
AUGAGCUUUGAAAGUGAUAAUAUUAGCGAUUUUACGAACGAGACUCAGGAGUUUGAUCGUGUUUUUUCUCGUAUUGAAACUGCCCAAAAUGCCAAAAACCAAUCUGCUUCACAAAAGCCUACUUUAUUUUCGCUGAAGAAAUCUAAAGAGAAUGAUUUUUCCCAUAGGGCUAGAAAGCUUAGUUCUAUCGAUAAAUUUCUGAAUCCAUCUAACUUUCAUGGUUUAUGCCUGUUAUCUUUAAAGAAUAUCAAUAAGUUAGUCACAUUUGACAGUGAUAACUCCUUCAUGAGCAGCUCAUUUGGAGAUGAUGGCGAUGAUGAGGAAAUGAUUGCGAUUCUAGACAAAAAGUUUCCUAAUAUGCAAAGGAAAAAUGAAACACAAAGCCGUCCUAAGGUUUCCUUAAUCUCUACUCCUACAAAAACGAACCCGAUUAAAAAAGAUGGUUUAUUGGAUAAUAACGCUCCCAUAACUUCCACACCAUUAACCACUUCCAUCAAGCAAAAAACAGUUUUUCCGAAUGCAAGAUCUUUUGAGAACAUAGAAGAAAAUCAUAAUGGAAAUUCAAAUACAUUCAAUGAAAUGGAAAGAGUAAAUGAUGAUAAUGAAGAUAUCACCGACCAUAAUAUUACAGAGGAUGAUGAUGACCAAGAUUUUGGGGAUUAUGGAUCAUAUUUCCACCGAAAGAAGCUUAAACAACAAAAAGCAGAUGAAAACUUUAUCAAAUGGAAUCAAAAAAGAAAAGAGUUUAUGCAAAAUAUUGAAGCUCAGGAUGCACCAAAUGUAAAUAUCCAAUUGAAGAAGUUUCCUCUAUCUCCAGGAAAACCCCAAAUGGGCCUUAUUUUUAAGGAUUGUAUCAUACAUGUUAAUGGCUAUACUAUCCCAGGUAUUAAUGAAAUUCAUAAAUUAGUUAUUUUACACGGUGGAAAAUUUUUGCAUUAUUUAUCAGGAAAGUCGCAGGUAACCCAUAUUGUUGCUAGUAAGUUAACACCUAAGAAACAUGAGGAGUUUAGACUAUAUAAAGUUGUGAAACCUGAAUGGAUUAUUGAUAGCAUAAAAAAUGGGAGGCUUGUUGAUUGGAAAGAAUAUUCAAUUAUUGAAAAAAGAGACUAUGGUCAACAGGAACUACAAGUUAGUAACAAGGGUAUCCAAAAGAAUGUAGAACAAACACAAAUGGGCUCAAAUGAUAGGAAGGCUUUAGAUACCAAAGUUAAUGAUUUCAAUAUUGAUAAUCUCCCAUCAAACUUCAACAAUAAUAACGCUUCAACAUCUGAGGGAACCCUGGCCCCUCAAUCCACAAGGCCAAUAGAUUCCACGCAACCGAACUUUUUGAAAUAUUUCUUUGAAAAUUCCCGUUUGCAUCAUUUGAGUGCUUGGAGAACUAGUUUCAAAUCUGAAUUUAUUAUUAAAUCGAUAAAAAGAUUUGAAUCAAAUCCUAAUAAUCUGAAUUUAUCUAAUCACAGUAUUCUCUUUUAUAUUGACUUUGACUGUUUCUUUGCCAGGGUAUCUGCAAUGAUGCGCCCAGAUUUAGAUUUCACCAAUACUCCUAUUGUUGUUACCCACGGAAAACUAACUUCUGACAUUAGCAGUUGUAAUUAUGCCGCUAGAGCAUAUGGGAUACAAAAUGGAAUGUGGAUUAAAGACGCAAGAAAAUUAUGUCCCAAUAUAGUUAGCUUGAAGUAUGACUUCGCAAACUAUGAACGGAUUUCCAGGAUUUUUUAUAAUUUUUUACUUUCCAGUGAGGAGAAUAUUGACAUUAUUUGUAUUUUGCCAAUUUCUGUCGACGAAUGUGUUAUCGAGGUUGAAGCAGUGGAUGGAUGGGAUAACAAUGGUUCUACAGACCAAAAACAAUAUUAUAUGAAUCGAGCAAAAAGGCUUAAAAACAUGGCCAAAAGCCUUACAAACUGUGACAUAAGUAUUGGUAUUGCAAAUAAUCGAAUCUUAUCACGUUUAUGUUUAAAACAUGCUAAGCCUGGUGGUGUACAUUAUUUGAACUCAAAUAAUGAGGAUCCUAAACCGUUUUUGAAAAACUUUUUAUUCAAGGAUUUGCCUGGAGUUGGAUCAAAUUCCACAAUGAAAUUGAUUCAGGCUUAUUUUAAUGAUACUUUACCUAUCAAAAAGGAGAGCAUUUCUUGUCUCAGGGUCGGUGAUCUACAUGAAAAGAAAUUAUCUUUGCAAAAUCUCAUUACUAUUUUUGGAAAUAAAAAUGGAGAAAAAUUUUAUAAUUAUAUUCAUGGUAAAGAUGAUUCUACCAAAUCCAAAGGUACAGUGCCUUUAAUGAAAACCCUAAAAUAUGAAUAUGAACAACAUAUUCUAAAUAAGGAAGCAAUUUCAAUUGAUGUCAAUUGGGGGAUUAGGUUUGUGAAAUUUGAGCAAGUUGAAGUGUUCUUUGAAGACCUCGUAAGAGAAUUGAUAAAGAGGAUGGAUGUUUUUAAUAAAAUUGGGUCAAACCUUACCCUUAAACUAAUGAAGAGACUUCCCAAUACAAAGAAUGAAAAAUUUUUAGGCAUGGGCCAAUGUGAAUUGAUUACCAAGAGCUCUAAUAUUGGUCUCCCAACAAGGGAGUUCGGAAUAUUAUUAACAGAAAUAAAAAAUUUGUUUAAAAUGGCGAUUGGUGGCGGAAUGGGUAAAAAUAGUAAUGAAAACUCCAUUAUCAAACUUGAAGAUGUUCGUGGUCUUGGGAUAAGAAUUGGAAAAUUAAAGGAUGUCCGACAUUUGGACUCAAAACAGAAGAAAUUGAACUUUCAUGAAGAAAAGAAUAUUCAGGAUAAGAGCUUUGAGCUACCUAGUCAGUAUGACGCUACUGUAUUUGAUGGGUUGCCAAAAGAGAUCCAAGAUGAAAUCAAGUUGCAAUAUAAAUCUGACCUCAUUACUAGGAAAUUUGAUGAAAAGCAUAAAUUGAAUCUACAUCAGAGAUUGGCCAAAAAUAAAGCAAGGUUAAAAAUCCAAAAACCACUUAUUAAUAAGCCGAUUUCUGUAAAAUUCAAAAAAGAAGAAAUAGAUGGCCUUCAAAAUAAUGGCGGUUUAAAUGAUAUGGUUACAGAUGCUAAAAUUUUGAGCAAGACACAAAAUAUUUCUAUUUAUGACGUUUCUGGUGACGAUACAAGUAGUUUUAUUACCACCCAAGAUCUUUUCUUUGCCAAUAAUCCUGGUAUUAAUAAGGACGUUUUUACUACUGAAUUUCCGACAUCUGUUCAAUCUGAAAUCCUUACUAACUGGAAAAAUGAGGAGGUAACAUUCAAGAAUAAUAACGUUAAUGAAUUGAAGAAACAUGCGAAAAAAAUGAAAAAGAUUGAGAAAAAUAAUAAAAAUUCCUCUGCUAGACUGAUGAAGCAAAAAAAUAUAAUAUAUGGUGGUCAGAGAUAUUUUGAAAAGUUUUGCAUCAGUGAGUUUUACUUGGGGAAAGGAAAUGCAAAAGAUGGUAAUUUUCUAGAUAUCAGUGUCAGCUACUUGGUUAACUGCUCUCAAAAGCAAUUGAACUCCUCCUUGAAAUCAUUAAUUGCCGCACAUACUUCUGUUCCUAUAGCAUUAACAAACGUGCUUAAGUCCUUUGUAGAUACUAUUUUGAAGUUCAAUCAGUUUGAGAAGCUAGGAUGGUUGCUGAACUUCGUUAAUAUCAAUUAUGAAAAUGUUAAAAGCUAUGGUAAACUGAAUAAUCGAAUAGCUGAAAAAUCCUGGGUCGAAGUUUUCAUGAUGUUAAAGAAGUAUAUUACCACCAAGGCUUCAGAUAAAGGGGUAAUAAUUCAAUAA